Molecule: messenger RNA, 1429 nt
Organism: Phlebotomus argentipes
Lineage: Eukaryota; Metazoa; Arthropoda; Insecta; Diptera; Psychodidae
Exons: 5
Coding region: 156-1214 (352 amino acids)
Source: RefSeq, a predicted model, not a curated record
CCGUGGGAAUAGGAAGGAAAAUACUCACCACGCGUGGUGAAGAAAGAGAUAACAGCUAUCAAUUUUGGCCAGACAAAUGCUGAGUUUCACCAUUAGCAAACGUCAAAUAGUAAGCCAAGAUAAACAAGCCGCUGAAAGAAGUGUGCAGGAAAAACAUGGAUAUAAAGGAGGAAAACGAGUAUUCUGAUUCUUCGUCUGACUCAUAUAAUGUCGAAAAUCAUAUAAUUGACUCCGAUAUUGUGAAAAAAGAGACUGAAAUCGAAGACGUGCCGAUGCCUCCUGCCGAAAGGAAUUGUGUCGUGGAAAAAGUAAGGAGCGAAGGAGGGGAAGAGAACGCAACUUUUGAGAUUCAAGAAGUAACGUCGUGGAAUAACGAAAUGCGCAAAAAAUUAAUUCAGUUAGUCUACAACGAACCCUCACUAUGGAGAAGAAGUUCUGGUUUUGAUCAAAAAUCUUUGCGCCACUACAACGCACUCAAGUGGCGAGAAAUAUCCAGGGUAUUUGGAACAACUGACACUUCAGCUCAGAUAGAAUGGGUGAAAAUGAAAAGAUCAUUCUAUAACAGAAACAAGAUGAUACUUAUCAAUGGCAAAUUCGGAAAGGCUGAUAGCAAAUACAGUUGUUUCUUCGAGAGCUUGUCAUUUCUCGAAGAAAACCGACAGACGACGAGCAAAUGUUAUAUUCUUCGUCAAUACGAAAAAUCAGGCGAAAGUACUCUGUGUGUUAAUAAGCAAGUACAAACAGAUGAUUUUCUUGAGGGCGGGUCGCGUGAUGCACUCUUGAAGGCAGGAAAAAAGAGACAUCAAAGGACUGCUGAACCAAAUUCCAUCAGAGAGGUUGAUGCUUCCGGAGAGAACAAGAUAAACAGUGACCCCUGUUCAUCGAGAUCAAUUACCUCUAUGAAGAAUACUGCAACUGCCAAUGAUAUUCACGAUUGCCAAUCUUCCCAUUCAACUGAUGAAGAGGAAGAAACUCCCACAGACCACAGAGAAGACAUUUACGACUGUUUAAACAUCCUAAGUUCAGUUGUAAAGUAUAAUUCUCUCCAAUUGCUGCAAGUGAAAAAAUCUCGUUGUGUGACUCUGCCUGAGGCUUUUUCGAAUUACUUAAGAUCAUUAAUGAUAAACAUGCCGCCUGAAAAAUUUAAUAAGUUUCAUUGCAAAAUUUUGGAAAUUGUUGCUGAAUAUUUAAGAGAAGAGAAACAAUCCACAUAAGAACUAUUUGUAUCGUUUUCAUAAGCAUUCGAUGCAAUAAAGGAAAAGAAAAUAUAACAAUGUAAAGUUGCUGCAUGGGAAAAGCGGGGAAAACGAAUCACAAAUCAUUUACAAGAGAAGCACGAUGAAGUGUUAACCGGUAUGUCAAGAACAUAUGUUUUUGACGUUUUUUUCGCUUAACUUCACAACGUAAAGUGUCUAAAAAGUAAACAAAA